Messenger RNA from Apodemus sylvaticus (European woodmouse), 4167 nucleotides. RefSeq names its product adenylate kinase 4 (gene Ak4). The transcript has 6 exons. NCBI's taxonomy places the organism in Eukaryota, Metazoa, Chordata, Mammalia, Rodentia, Muridae. Gene Ontology annotation, molecular function: ATP binding; nucleoside diphosphate kinase activity; AMP kinase activity. Gene Ontology annotation, biological process: nucleobase-containing compound metabolic process. Gene Ontology annotation, cellular component: cytoplasm; mitochondrion. Bases 143 to 814 code for a protein of 223 amino acids. The record is from RefSeq and is a predicted model, not a curated record.
GCCGCCCAGCGGGAUCAGGGCUAAGUGUGGCCGCGCUCCUCUCCACCGAGGGGUGGCAGGCGAGUCUCAGCGUGCGGAGGGUGCUGAGGCAGGGGCUGCCGGGCAAAGUGCGCGGGCUGCGGUCCUGGUCACCGCCAAAGCCAUGGCUUCCAAACUCCUGCGCGCGGUCAUCCUCGGGCCGCCCGGCUCUGGCAAGGGCACGGUCUGCGAAAGGAUCGCCCAGAACUUUGGCCUCCAGCAUCUCUCCAGCGGCCACUUGUUGCGGGAGAACCUCAAGACCAGCACGGAAGUUGGUGACAUGGCAAAACAGUACCUAGAAAAAGGUCUUUUGGUUCCAGAUCAUGUGAUCACACGCCUAAUGAUGUCAGAACUGGAGACCCGGAGUGCUCAGCACUGGCUGUUAGAUGGAUUCCCGAGGACAUUAGUGCAGGCAGAAGCCCUGGACAGAAUCUGUGAUGUGGACCUAGUAAUCAGUUUGAAUAUUCCUUUUGAGACACUUAAAGACCGUCUGAGCCGACGGUGGAUUCACCCUUCUAGCGGGAGGGUCUAUAACCUGGACUUCAACCCACCUCAAGUGCUGGGGAUUGAUGACAUCACUGGUGAGCCACUUGUCCAACAGGAAGAUGAUAAACCUGAAGCAGUCGCUGCCAGGCUAAGACGGUACAAGGAUGCGGCAAAACCAGUCAUCGAACUGUACAAGAGCCGCGGAGUGCUCCACCAGUUUUCUGGGACGGAGACUAACAGAAUCUGGCCUUAUGUUUACACACUAUUCUCCAACAAGAUCACACCUAUUCAAUCCAAAGAAGCAUACUGAGUCUGCCCUGGGAAGAGCCAAGAAGACGUGGUUGCCCACUCGGUCAUGCGUGUAGUCUUGGUGCCCUGGCCAAAUUAGAAGCCAGCUGAGAUAGCUUGCAGCAUCUUUUCUAGUUUAAGUGAUGAAGUAAUGAGGAAAAUCUAGUAGGUAGAAAGAGUUCAGGAAGAAGGAAACCCUCCUCUGCCUUUGAAAAGAGGCUCUGCAGGUUCAUCACGCCCUUCACAGGAAAGAGUAUAGACUGGAUUUCCACCAGUGUUGAGCCGUGUGCUAGCUCUCAGAGCCUUUUUGCAUGCAAUGGUGGGCCCUCCAGUGUAUCCCACCUUCCACAGACUAGUAAACCACAGCACUGUAUGCCUGAGAACUUGAAGGGCUGUGGUCCUGGCUUGUCCGUUGCCAUACGCUCUGACAAUUGACGCUAAUUGCACUCAGUGGUUGCUUUCCCCCCAUGACUGUGUCUCCCUGGCUCUCAGACAUCCUCGUUUCUAUUGUCUGAAUCUUCUCAUCGGCUUGUACCCGUCUCAGGCUAUGCAGUACCACGAUAGCUUCUGCAUUUACCCCCUCUAAAUUCCUUUUUACAAACUGAGAAGCAGGUGACUGGAUUCAGUCUUUUCCUUCUUCCUGGGAACUGAUCCAGGUAGAAGGCUUACUUGGCUAACCAGCUGCUCUCUCUUGAGCCCACUCUGAACCUUUUAUUGUUUUAAAAAAGAAUUCCCCCAAAGUCUUCAGGGUUCUCAAAAAAACAAGGGAAAUGCUUACUUAUGGAAAUGUGGGGUGAGUGAUUGUAUCCUCUAUAUAGAAAUAGUAGUAAUUGUAUGGAAAUCACUGGACUAAUGAGAUGGUUGGGUUCGAGGCAAGAUGAAUAUUGAACAUGCUGCUAAAUAUUAACGCUGCCAGUGUUUUUCUUCUGCGAGUGACUAACCAGACGGUGAGAGGUCAGUAAAGGGAGCAAGCCGGAGGGCUUGGAGCACCUUGCACUAGAUACACAUAGCGCCUGCACUGAGGAAGACAGCUUGACCGGUUUGGGAAUGCAGACUCCUUUUGUUUUCUUCCUAUUCCAAAGAUACAGUCUAUAGGUGGCCAUAAAGUUCAGAAAUGAAGUACUAUUAUUUUAUCAGUCAUUAUGUGUCAAGAAAGCAUUUGUUAAGACUUUCCUUCCGGGAUUCCAGACUUGUCGGCUACCUUGUUAUAAUUCUUACUCUUCUCUGGGAAGAACAUGGGAAUGUCUUCCCACUGCCUUAAAAGGGUGUCCUGUAUCUGCCUGUCCCCAGGAGGCGGUCCUUUAUUACUGGUGGUGAUUUAGUGUGACAUUUCAUGGUCUGUCUGGGGUCAGGGUAUAGGGUGGGCUUAGCACUUUAGUGGUAUUGAGACAUUAUUCCAUUCUGAAGUGUCGUGUGAAUCCCCAGUCCAGUGACUGCCGUCUGUUCUGUGCUCAUGGCUGUCUGCCUUCCUGUACUGCUGGACUCUUGCGCUUCCUCUCAGUUGUUUUUUGUGUGCAUGUUCUGUGGCUGCCUUAGUGGAGAUGCAGGCGAGCAUCCCCCACUCGUGUUCUCAAUACAGAGAAGUAAGCUUCUGAGGUGCAGCUGCAUGAUGCAGGUUCGUGACUGACCAUUGUCAUGAUGCUGAGCACUUUGGAAGCUUAUGUUUGGAUGUCACUUGGGUAGGGAUUGGGUGAUAAGAGCCCAGGCUUCCCAGGAGACGUGGGAGUGGGAAACCCUGAGAUUAUUCCCAGGAACCAAGGGAAGUAGAGAGUUAAAGGGAUUCAGGGUAAUUCAAGAGAGAUGGGAAAACGUCAAACUUGUUUCUUCACCUACUGUCUGGGGAGAGCAGUAGGGUGUGAGCAGGUCCUUGCCUGCAUACUCUUGUUUCUCUAUGCAUUUCAAGCUCAAUAGACUACAGUAGCCAUCACUGGGACACCAGGGUCAGAAGAGCAGCAAGGGGCAAAAACAUCUUGGGUGAUUUCAUGUCCGUUGGUGUAAAGGUGUUUUCUGCAGCAGACUUGGCUGUUCUUUUCUAAAUGAUUUUGUAGAAAUGGUCAUUGAUACUGAAGGUGACUUGACAAAGGCAGACUGGGUGAGGCAUCUUUUCCUUCUCAGGCCACACAUGGCCAAGAGUCUGGGUAGUCUCUGAGAUUCUGACUUUAUGUUCACAGACUCCUCGUUCAGUGGCUCCCCACAAUCCUCUUGCUUAGAACUUGGGAAAGACUUUGUUUAUUCCUCUAGUAUUUAUGACAAAAAGGUGCUAUGAAGGAGGCCUUCUGAGUGAAGUGUGCACUCUCAGGACCUUUAUAAGCAUUAUGGUGACUCUUCCCAGGCACAACCAAUAUUUCCUAUAAACAAGAGUUCAGGAUAUGAAGUCUUGCUCAGGCUCUUCAUAUGAGUAAACAGAAGAACUAUGACUCAGUCCCAAGUUUUCCUGCUUCAGAAACCCUUGGCCUUUUACAGGAUGCUAGCUGUCUCUGUCUUGACCUAAACAACCUGACGCCAUGAGCCUGCUUAGGUUUGCUUGUGGGCUCAGAGUGGCAGACCUCACUGGAGUGGCUGCAUGAGCCUAAACAAAAGGAGUUGCCAAAUACAAGGCUGGGUUUGGCCAUGCUAAUCUGCCUCACGUCUAGGUGUCAGGAAGCCAUGAAGCCAUAUGAAGGAAAGCUGGCAUCUAUGGAGGCAUUGAAACUAACCAUGAAUGUUACCCUUAUUUUUGGUGUGGCAAACUGCACAAUUCUUGCCAGAAUAAAUGCCAACAACUGCCUCAGGGCACGCCUUGGUUUGACCAUUCCGUAUGUGACUGGGUGUGAGGGAGACAGGCUAAGCGAGCCAUUGCCCAGGACGUUAUAGACUCCCUCUAGUGGCAGACAAUUGUAGCAAACACAGUGUCUUUCAAUAAAAGGCUCUUGUUUAAAACCUUUGCAAGGGUAUUGCACCUUCUCUCUGGGCUUCAGGAAAAGGGAAGAAAAAUGGAAAACCCCGGGCUUUGUGUGAACCUCAAGAAAUGGUAGAGCUCAAGGCUUCUCUAAUUUUCUGAGAACUUGUACUACUGAAUUUGUGAAUUUUGUUUAUGAGCUAGACAGAUCUCUGGGGGACUAUGUUGAACUAUAAUGGCAUUUCACUGUGAUCCCCCAAGUUCAAGGCAGUCUUUAACCCAAUGUUGGUUUAAUUUCCCGGGAGCUGACACAUCAGUUUUUCUUCAGUGACAGUUGUCGUUCUUGAUUUUGGCGUAUGUGCUUAAUUCAGAGUCUGUUCUGUAUAUGCUAGCCUAACUAUUCAUUGUAUUAAUUGAUUUUUUUUUUGUUUUGUUAUCUUGCUUGAAGAUUGAUUUGUAUUGAAUUUGAUAGAAAUAAAACGUUUUUCUGCUUAAUA